Pseudogymnoascus destructans is the source of this 723-nucleotide messenger RNA. RefSeq lists its product as uncharacterized. Gene Ontology annotation, cellular component: cytoplasm. The coding region runs from base 1 to 723 and encodes 240 amino acids. The transcript has 3 exons. The record is from RefSeq and is a predicted model, not a curated record. Lineage: Eukaryota; Fungi; Ascomycota; Leotiomycetes; Thelebolales; Thelebolaceae. Gene Ontology annotation, molecular function: ATP binding; kinase activity.
AUGGAGGAGCAAAUCACUCGUUUGGUAGAUAAAUUACAAAACAAGGUUUCAGAGCUCCCACCUGACUCCCGAUACCUCGUAGCCAUCUCUGGCAUCCCAGGCUCCGGCAAAACAACUCUAGCCCUAGCCAUAACUGGACGCCUCAAUGACUCCCACGCCUCUUCCCACCCCUCCUCCCCACCCCUAGCCGUCUACGUCCCUAUGGACGGCUUCCACCUCACUCGCGCCCAACUAAGCGCCAUGCCCAACGCCGCCGAAGCUCACCAGCGCCGCGGCGCCCCCUGGACCUUCGACCCCCAAAAACUCCUCGAUUUCGUGCUUGCGAUGAAGGACCCCUCGCGGGGGACUGUAUUCGGGCCGUCGUUUGACCACGCGCUUAAGGAUCCGGUGGAGGGGGAUGUGAGGGUUGAUGAGAGCGCGCGAGUUGUGGUGCUGGAGGGGCUGUAUUUGAGUCUUCGUGGCGGGGUGUGGGGGGAGGUGGGGGCGGAGAUGGAUGAGCGGUGGUUUGUGGAUGUGGAGAGGGAGAUGGCGACGGGGAGGGUGGUGGAGCGGCAUGUUAGGAGUGGGGUUUGUGGAUCGAGGGGGGAGGCGGUGGAGAGGGCGACGGGGAGUGAUGCGUUGAAUGCGGAGGAGAUUUUGGGGGGGAGGGGGGAAGUGGAGGAGGUUAUUAGGAGUGUGCAGGAUGAGGCGUGGGCGGGGUUGAAUGUUGAUGAUGAUGAGUAG